This is a messenger RNA of Batrachochytrium dendrobatidis JAM81, 1642 nucleotides long. RefSeq lists its product as uncharacterized. The record is from RefSeq and is a predicted model, not a curated record. Lineage: Eukaryota; Fungi; Chytridiomycota; Chytridiomycetes; Rhizophydiales. Gene Ontology annotation, biological process: lipid metabolic process. Gene Ontology annotation, cellular component: membrane. Gene Ontology annotation, molecular function: oxidoreductase activity, acting on paired donors, with oxidation of a pair of donors resulting in the reduction of molecular oxygen to two molecules of water. The coding region runs from base 64 to 1458 and encodes 464 amino acids. The transcript is spliced from 9 exons.
AGUUAACACAACAGUCGGAUCUAAAGUUAGAGCCAAUAUCAUUACAGUUUUAUCUCCGAGUCAAUGACAGCUUCUCAACCGUCUGAGACUAAGAAACAAUCUGCUGCUCAAUUCACUUGGGCACAAGUGCAUGCAUCCGGAGAUGCUUUUGCCGAAGCUGCUAAAUCUUCGACUUCAGCAAAAGCAACCUCGCAUGUAGCUGCAUACAUUGUUAUCCAGAACAAAGUGUAUGAUAUCGGUGGUUCGUUUGCCAAUUGGCAUCCUGGCGGUAAUGUUGCUCUAUCCCAGGUCGGAUACGAUGCCAGUGGUGCAUUUGAAGCCAUGCAUGGACCCAAAGCAGUCUCCAUGCUGUCCAAGUUCUAUGUUGGAGAAUUGGCUCCAUCGGAGAUCAUCAAGCCCAGCGGUUUUUUGAAUGAAGUCCAAGAGCUGCGCACCAAGAUUAAACAAAACAACUGGAACAAGGCAGACCCUCUCUAUUAUGCCGGAAAGUUGACCGCUAAUCUAACCAUGCUUACCGUAUCAAUCUUUAUUUUGGCAGCAUAUGGAAACAACAUUGCUGGGCUGAUUACUUCAAGCUUCAUUCUCGCUCUGUUCUGGCAGCAGUCUGGCUGGCUAGCCCAUGAUUUCUUGCAUCAUCAAGUAUUCAAAACUCGCUCUUAUAAUAAUGCCAUGGGCUAUUUCAUUGGCAAUGUGUGCCAAGGCUUUUCCGUCGCAUGGUGGAAAGACAAGCACUGCACGCAUCACAGCACUACAAAUAUACACUCUAAAGAUCCAGAUAUUGAUACAAUGCCUUAUCUUGCCUGGUCUGAACACGCAAUUGAAGGAUUUGCAGAUAUCAGCGAUCAGAAAGUUGCUGAAUUUCUUGUUCAGAACCAGCCUAUUCUUUACUUUCCCUUGCUGACUUUUGCCCGUGUUAUGUGGGCUCUUCAAUCAUUGACAUGGAAUAUCCAGUCGACCAAGAAGUUUACCUUUCCCACACUUCCUGUUGUUGAGCGUGUGUGUUUGGCCGUACAUUAUUCUUGGCUAUUCGGUGCUGCCUUUUUGUUGGUGCAUCCCGUACGCGGGCUUGUUUGGAUUCUUCUUGCUCAACUCUUCUGUGGUAUCUUUCUGGCUUCCGUGUUUUCUCUUAACCAUAAUGGCAUGCCUGUUUACUCUAUCAAGGAUGCUCAAAAAAUGGAGUUUUACGAAAUCUCCAUUCGCACUGGUCGAAAUGUCGAUCCCACGCAUUUCAAUAACUGGUUCACUGGUGGACUUAAUUUCCAGAUUGAGCACCACAUGUUUCCCACCGUUCCUCGCCAUAAUCUUAAAUAUGUUGCACCUAUUGUGCACGAUAUUUGCAAACGACACAACAUUCCGUAUCAUUGCACUGGAUUUAUGUCUGGCAUGGGAGAAGUUGUGGGUCGUCUUGGCACAAUUGCUCGUUUGGCUACUAAACUCCAAAUCCAGCGUGCUGAUUAAACUGUUCUUCAUAACAUUGAUCCGUUCAUCUCUUACCCUGCUUUAAUCGUAAUUGUUUCGAUAAACAAAAUUUGAGUUAUAUGCUGUAAUAAGUAUUUUGGAUUGAUUUAAAGUGAAAAGGUCGGCUAUAUAAUUCAUUUGUUCCUUGCCAAGUUUCAAAUGAAUUAUCGUCAGUAUAACAAUG